Messenger RNA from Volvox carteri f. nagariensis, 2619 nucleotides. RefSeq lists its product as uncharacterized. The record is from RefSeq and is a predicted model, not a curated record. Gene Ontology annotation, cellular component: membrane. The coding region runs from base 274 to 2619 and encodes 781 amino acids. The transcript is spliced from 17 exons. Gene Ontology annotation, biological process: protein transport. Lineage: Eukaryota; Viridiplantae; Chlorophyta; Chlorophyceae; Chlamydomonadales; Volvocaceae.
CAGAGUAAAGUCAAAUCACAAAAUUGCGCAAAGUAUAACAUACAUAAACUUAAUUAAACAUAAGAACAGAUAAGACGUCUAGAGCCUUGUCGGUGACAUGGACGCCGCUGUUGGCUUGGAACAGCUAUUUGCUGUGCAUAGGGACGUGCCCGCGUUAGCCGUGUUGCAACAGCUCAGGAUGGAUUUCAGCCAGCAACAGCCUCAAGAGCUGCUGCACAACCACCGGGAAUGUCUUCAGUUGGGCACGUGUAGUUUUGGUCGGCGGGGUCGAGCAUGUACACAUUGCGCACAGAAACCAAGGUGCAGUGUCUCUGUAACAUCGCCAACAUAUCCGCACUACCACCAACCGCCCAGACACCGCCCUCCUUGGACGACCGUCUUGCGGCGCUAUGCAACCGAAUCACCUCCUUCUUCCCGUUCUGGGUCGUCCUAGCGGCAGCUGCGGCGCUGUGGCGCCCCGAACUCUUCACUUGGUUGCCCACCGGCUUCAUCACCUGGGGUUUGGCGCUGACCAUGCUGGGUAUGGGCCUCACCAUGCGGCUGUCCGACUUCGGUGACGUGUUUCGCCGCAUGCCACAGCUGCUACUGCUGGGUAUGGCCCUUCAGUACACGGUCAUGCCGGCGCUGGGCUGGCUGUUCUCUAGGCACGCGGGGCUGCCAGCAUCGCUGGCGGUGGGUAUUGCGGUGCUGUCGGCAUGUCCGGGAGGUACGGCAUCCAACAUCGUGGCUUUCCUGGCGCGAGGAGAGAUGGCGCUGUCCAUCCUCAUGACGGCCGCCUCCACCCUGGCCGCUGUGGUGGCUACACCCACCAUCACGGCGGCGCUGGCCGGGACCCUGGUGCCCGUGGAUGCCAGGGGGCUGUUCCUGUCAACCGUGCAGGUGGUCCUGCUCCCCGUGCUGUCCGGCUGCCUGGCCAACCAGUACUUCCCCUCCGCCGUGUCCCGCAUCUCCCGCUACACCCCGGCUGUAGCCACCCUGCUGGUGGCGGUCAUAGUGGGCACCACUCUGGCUGGCAGUGCGAGGGCAGUGGUGGCCAGUGGACCCGCGCUGGUUGGGGCGGUGGCGGGGCUGCAUGCAUCGGGAUUCCUUCUAGGGUACGUCAUUUCCAAGGCGCUCGGCCUGUCGGACAAGAUCUGCCGUACAAUGUCUAUCGAGGUGGGUAUGCAGAACAGCACGCUGGGUGCCGUACUGGCGGCGCUGCACUUCGCCGACCCCCUCACUGCAGCUCCGUGCGCCGUCAGCGCCUGCACGCACAGCGUCAUGGGGUCCGCGCUGGCGGCGUACUGGCAGCGGACAGCGCCUAGGGAGGAGCAGGAGGGGCGGGGGGAGGCGUACGAGAUUCUUGAGCUGUACUUGGAGCUACUGACGGUUCGAACGCAGCUGCUCGCCAAGACCAAAGAGCUGCCGCGCGACAUGAUGGAGGCUGUGAGCAGCAUCAUCUACGCAGCUCAGCGCAUCAGCGACCUGCCUGAGCUCGCCACGUUGCGGGACCUCUUCGUUGGCAAGUACGGCAAGGAGUACGCGGCGGAGGCGGCAUCGGACGCCGCCGCUUCUAAAUGGCAGGUGAACGCCAACCUCAUUCGGUGCCUUCUGGUGGAGCCCCCUCAGCCCGAAGAGAAGCUGGAGAUGCUAUCCGAGAUCGCUCAGGAGCACGGCGUCGAGUGGGAUCUCUCGGCCGCGGCGCGGGAAAUGGGUGUGGGCCUGGGGGUCGCGGCAGGGGGGGCCGGUGGUGGCCUGGGGUUACCGCACGGCGGUAGUACCAUCGGCGAGCCUGCACCGGCAAAGGCAAAGGCAGCGGCGGCGGCGAUGGCGGCAGUCGGAGCACCUGGGCCGCCGUACCCUGUCAUCUUUCCAGAACAGUCGCCGCCUGCCACGGGGGGGGUGUCUGGAUUGAACCUCGGCGUGCAGUACACUAGCGCGCAGCAGGCCGCCGCCGCGGCGGCACAGGCAGCGGCGCAAGCCAGCGCGGCGGCGCAAUUCGCAGCGCAGAUGGCGGCUGCGGCACAGGAGCGGCAAAGACGCCUACAGGGCGCUGCCUAUGCCGCCGCCCUCGCCGGUAACUCCAACGGUAACGGUAACUGCCCAUCGGUUGCUGAGCAGGCCUGGCAGGCCCCCCACCCAGCUACGAUCCCCGAGGUACCGCCAAGCGAUGGAGCCGUGUACGGGUUGCCGGCACCGCGGGCCCCGGUGCUGGCGCAGUCCACGCCAUCGCCGCCACAGGUGCCGUCGCCGCCGCAUGCUGACGCGCUGAUGCCAGAGGAGGACGAGGCGGCGAUUGCGGCGCCGGCGGCUCCACCACCCGCUAGCAGCGGCGGCGGUGCGUCGUCCACCGUUAGCUCGGCGGGUGGUUAUCUUGUCCGGAGCAAUUCGGAAAUCCAGCGAGCCUAUGACGCGGCGAAUGGCCCGCCAUCCAAGGGUGGGACUGUUGCGACGGCACCGCCGUCGCCGCCGCCGUCUGUUGUUGCACCGGUAUUAAUGCCGCCGCCGCCGCCGUCAGAGAAGCAGCUGUCGCCCUCCGCACCGCCGCCACAGCCGCCGCCCAAGGCAGCCGGACGUCACAACCUGAACAACGUAAUGGGUUUUAAGGACUGCGCCGCGAGAAGGAAGGAUGUGCGCUGA